Tympanuchus pallidicinctus (lesser prairie-chicken) is the source of this 1611-nucleotide messenger RNA. It is a transcript of the gene OMP, whose product is annotated as olfactory marker protein. Gene Ontology annotation, biological process: sensory perception of smell; signal transduction. The coding region runs from base 874 to 1353 and encodes 159 amino acids. The record is from RefSeq and is a predicted model, not a curated record. Gene Ontology annotation, cellular component: neuronal cell body; axon; nucleus. Lineage: Eukaryota; Metazoa; Chordata; Aves; Galliformes; Phasianidae. The transcript has a single exon.
UCCUGGCUGUGAGUCAAACAUGAAACUUCGUAGAGAUGAACAGCCACACGUGGUGCCAAAUUGCCAUGAGUGCAGCCAUCAGGGCAAGAUAAAUUAUUCUUCCCCUCCAACAGGCACUUGUGACUCCUCAUCUGGGAUUUGUCCAGAUUUAGGGUCUACGGACACCAGAGAGAUGGUUUUGUGUGGCCAGGAGAAGAUGAAGGAGGAGCUUUUUGCUGUUUGGAGGAGGCAGGGUACAGACAAGACAGAGACAGAUUUGAGCACAACCAAAUGACAAAAUUCAACAGCAGCAUGGGAAAUGAGAUAUAAAGGGGAAAAAAAAAAAAGAAAUAUCUCCAGCAUGAACAUGUUCUGAUACUGGGGUCCAGUCUGCUCCAUGCAAAGAGGUGCUCAGAGUUGGGAUAGACAAACCUCCAGGCAACGUGGUUUAACCAUAAAGUCCCAGUCCAAGCAGAAAGCUGGAGCAGACUCCUCCAGAAGCUGCUUCCAACAUGAAUGAUCCCACGAACCAAUAUUCUGAGAAUACACUGGCACCGACACCUGCAGGAUGGUUGCCCUGGCUGUGCACCUUCAUUUAGGGAUAACGAGCUGCACUUUGGCUUGCUGGAGCCGUUGUCAGGGAGGUUGCCAGGGAGGCUGACAUCAGAUAUCCCUUCCCUAUAGAUUAUCAUGCACAGCAGCACCAUCAGUUCCUAAUCUGCAAACGAGAUGGGAGGGCACCCAGAGGAAGCCCUGGAGGGUGUUUUGCGUCACUGGCCUGGGUUGCCUAGCACCGCUGGGACCGUGGAGAAGGUGCACCAGAAUUUUUACCCCUGCGUGUCCUAUCUGGGAGCCAAACGUUGCUGAGGACAUAGCAGAGGAGCAGUGGAGGAGAUGGCAGCCGAGGCAGGGGAGCUCAAGCUGCCCUUCAUCCACGAUGACCAGCUCACCCAGUGCAUGCGUCUGAGAGCCCAGAGCCUGCAGCAGAAAAACUCCAGGCCCCAGGAUGGUGAGAAGCUGCUGCAUCCCAACGAGCACAUCUACAGGGUGGAUUUCAUCCAGCAGCACAACCUGCGCUUCCUGCACUGGGACAUCCAACUGGAGAGAUCUGGGAAGGUGAUGGUGACUGGCACCUCCCAGCACUGGACUCCUGAUCUCACCCACCUGAUGAACCGGCAGCUGCUGGAACCAGUGGGCAUCUUCUGGAAGAAACCAGGGGCCAAGGAGGUGGAGUGCAAUGAGGCAGAUGCCCAAGAAUUUGGGGAGCGGCUCGUGGAGUUAGCCAAGAUCCGCAAGGUGAUGUAUUUCCUCCUUGCUUUCACCGAUGGCCUUGAACCUGCUCAGCUGAAGGGUUCCAUCGUUUUUAAGGCCUGACUCCCUCCUGCUCUGUCCUUCUUGCUCAGCUAUGCUUUGUCUUCGUUUUUCUUUCUUUUGUUCAGUUCUCGGUUGUUUCUACGUGGCUCUUCAUUGAAGGAUGGCAUAACAAAAUGGUGGAGAACACCUUGGCAGUUCUGGAGCUCCUCACCCCUGAAAAACAUUCCCUUAACAUGCUUUCAUCAAUUUGAGUGGAGGGGAAGAGGGAGGACGAGCCAUGGGUGCUUGCUGCUUUAUUUGCCUAGAGUAUAAUUCUGC